Messenger RNA from Rotaria sordida, 1134 nucleotides. The record is from the annotation of a GenBank genome assembly. Lineage: Eukaryota; Metazoa; Rotifera; Eurotatoria; Philodinida; Philodinidae.
AUGAAAACAAUCGGUCUUCUAUUAGCUACACGUUAUAAUAAUAUUGGAUACAUAUAUUAUAAACUCGGUAAUGUCGAACAAGCAUUCAAUUUUAUUCAGAAGGCAUUAGAUUAUACGAAAUCUCUUCCAUCAAAUAUUCCGAUAAUAUCAAGAAUUUUUUGUAAUCUAGCAAUGACUUAUGAACAAUGUACAGAUUAUUCCAGAUCAGAAGAAUACUGGAAAAAAGGUCUUGAACAUCAUCUUAAAUCAAUGCCAAAUAAUACAAAUGCAACCGCUUUUCUCUUUCAAGCUGUCGCUGUUAAUUUGACUGAUCAUAAAAAAUAUAAUGAAUCAAUAGAAUAUCUUAAAAGAUCAUUGACAACUUGUAAGAAUCAAGGACAACACGCAUUAUGUUGUUGCUAUAAAAAUUUAGCUAUUGCCUAUCAUGGUCUAGAAGAUUAUCAGCAAGCUGCAGAAUAUUUGCAAAAAGCAAUCGAUAUUGCACAAACUUUGCCAAAUGUUGAUCUAAGUACUAUGUAUAUCGAUAGUGGUAAUAACCACUAUCAAGCUAAGAAUUAUGAACAAGCACUAAUUGCUUAUAGUAAAGCAUUGGAAUUUUCACAACCAACGUCCAAACUUUCGAUACAUGUAAAGAUUUUUAUGAUUUACACAAUACAAAAUGAACCAAAUCGUGCAUUGAACUAUUAUGAACUUCAUAUACAAUCACAUAUUACAAAAAUAAAUCUAAAUGAUCAUAUUCUAAUUUAUUAUCAUAUUGGAGUGAACUAUUAUUAUCUAAAAGAUAAUGAUCAAGCAUUACGAUAUCUCAAAAUGGCACAAGAAUUAAUUUUAUCGAAUAAAUUAAAUAUGUCAUUGAAUUCAUUUUUAAUAGAUAUAUUGAAAAAACUUGCAUCCAUUUCUGUUAAACAAGAUCAAUGGUCUGAAGCAGCUACUUUGUAUACGAAACUAUUAGAGUAUCAUCCAACUGCAGAAACUUAUAUGAAUAUCGGUUUACUCGAUAUUAAACGAGAAAAUUUUCAAAAUGGAAUAGAAAAUUUAAAGAAAGCAUUUGAAUUAGCGAAAGCUGCUAAUGAUUUAUCAACACUGGCUAUUGUGACACGAUACAUUGAUUCAUUCAGUAGAAAAGUAAACUAG